AUGGAACUACGAAGAAAUUCAUUAAAUUCUGCUACUUCGCCAAAUCACAAAACACAGGAGAUAGAUGUAUCCUCUAAAAAUAAGAGCAAUAUGAAUUUGGAUAGUGGUUUUCAAGAAACAACUGUAAAGUCCAUUCCCAGGUCAACCAUUACAAUUUCUGUAGAAUGUCAAGAUACAACUCAUUCACCACCUCCAAACGCAUCAAAUCUCGCAAAAUGGAAACGUUUGAUACAGUUUGUAUGUUUGAGUUAUAUUUUUUUAUCCCUUAUCUUAUUAGUUUAUCUAGGGUACACGUUUUCUCUGCGUGUCUCUGCAUCUAUCCCUUAUAUGGACGAUCCCUCUAGACUGAUGCUUCUACUUGGGUCUGUUGCUGUAGAUAAUACAGACUCCCAGUGGAGGUUUUUUACCGCUUUCACUCCCCCGCUUAUUCCUCUCUUCGCAAUUAUUAUAGCACUUUCUCGCCAAAUUAGAAAACGUGGGUUAACUGCACUGCAAUACUUUCACAUCUCUCUUGGACUUAUUUUUCUUGCAUGUUUGCAAGGACCAGCUUUUUGUGCUCCUAUAGCAGUAACGUGGUUAAACUAUAUAUUUACUGUCAAGUGUAUUCGCUAUCAUGUCUCAUAUCGUAUUUUCAUGACAUUGAUGUGGACCUUUCAGGCAGGAUUCCUUUUAUUUGCAAACAGUAGUUAUAGUACUUCUAUUACAGACCAAAUUGUUCCACUACUACCAAUAGAGUGGCCUCAAAGACUUCGUUGGUCUGUUGUAUUCAACAUGUCUACUCUUCGUAUGAUUGCAUUUAAUAUGGAUAUGUAUGAGGCCUUUCAUGAUGGGGCAGCACUGCAAGAGAAGGCCGUGCAGAAGCAUGAUACUGUGUGUGUGGAGUGUGCACAGAUGCGGGAAUCCAACCCCAACCGCGGUGAAGGGACUCACACUGCGCGGUGCUACAAGUUCCGCACAGAGUACCCGUGCCAGCUGCGGGACUACAAUCUGCUGAGCUACAUGACAUACAUAUUAUAUGUUCCACUAUACAUUGCGGGUCCCAUGUCCUCCUUUAAUGCCUUCGUUUCACAUCUUCAUUACCCUACUACCGUCAUGACAAGGAAGCAAAUGUUAUUUUAUGCAUUUCGUAUAUUUGUUUUAUAUCUUGUUUUGACCAUUUUAUUACAUUAUAUCUUUGUAAAUGGCAUUCGUCUUGUAGAUUUUAUUCUUGUAUACGCAGGUGCUUUUACAGUAUUUACUAUGCUUUACUUCCAGCUAGCUUUUCUAUGGUUAAAGUUCGGUUGUAUAUGGAAACUAUCUAGACUUCUAGCGAUAUUAGAUGGGGUUGAUGUACCAGAAGAUAUGCGUCGCUGCUUUGGAAAUACUGUCACUAUUCAAGAUUUUUGGCGAGAUUGGCAUGCCUCAUUCAAUUUAUGGAUUGUACGAUAUAUGUACAUCCCUAUGGGUGGUAACAAGAAGAAACAUCUGAAUAUUUUUCCCAUUUUUUUCUUUAUUGCGAUAUGGCAUGAUAUUGAACCUCAUUUGUUUUUUUGGGCACUGUCGAUAUGUGUUUUUCUUGUACUCGAAAUUUUCUUUUUACGUUGUGUACCCACCCAUCCUCGUGUGAGUGCACUUCGGAAACGAUCUCCAGUGUUGUACAUUAUACUGCGAAGUUUUUCUGGAGGUCUCAGUCAUAUGGCUGUCAUGAUCGCAUGUAUUGUUGGAUUUAAUUCGCAGACAUUAAUGCAAACCUCUGCGGCUGGUGUAGUAGAUUAUUAUUUUACCCUUUUUUUUAAUAUACAACCAUUAUUUUUACCAUGGUUUUUUCUCUUUCUUUGCUGUUGCUCACAUAUUGGAUUGGCAAUACGUGACAAUGAAGCAGAAAGGACGCAGCUCGAGCGAGUGCGUCUGGGUAUCAUUCAUGGGGUAAAAGUAUCCAAAUCCGAACAAGCAUAA
This is a messenger RNA of Trypanosoma theileri, 1935 nucleotides long. RefSeq names its product glycerol uptake protein. The transcript has a single exon. NCBI's taxonomy places the organism in Eukaryota, Euglenozoa, Kinetoplastea, Trypanosomatida, Trypanosomatidae. The coding region runs from base 1 to 1935 and encodes 644 amino acids. The record is from RefSeq and is a predicted model, not a curated record. Gene Ontology annotation, cellular component: endoplasmic reticulum. Gene Ontology annotation, molecular function: acyltransferase activity.